AUGAGUGAACGAGAUUUGCUGUUAGGCGCAUCAAACAAAUCUUCAGAUGACAAAAAUGAAGAGGACAAAAAAACUACAAGUAAUAGUGCUUUUAAUUGGGGCAAAUACUCUCUUCUGAAGAAUGUAGUGGAUGCUUAUAAGAAAGAAAACGAAGAUGGCACUGAUGACGGGGAUGAUGAUGAUGAUGAUGAUAGUGACAAUACGACUGGCAUUGCUAUUUUUCGUUUAUAUCCAUUUAUUGACAGAAAACAUCUCUUCAGCAUGUUUGUUGCUAUAUGUCUAGUAGUACUUCAUACUGUCACUAUCGUUGCCAGCUUGGUGGUGCAAGGCCGACUUACAGGAUUCAUUGCUAUGGAAUCUUUUCCUAAGAACUGUUACAAUCAACAACAAAACUCAAGUCGUUCUAGCGCGAUCAACAGCACAUGUUCAAUGACUGUCGAACUCAAUACAGAGAAUUAUACUCAGUUUCGAAAGUAA
This is a messenger RNA of Adineta ricciae, 477 nucleotides long. Lineage: Eukaryota; Metazoa; Rotifera; Eurotatoria; Adinetida; Adinetidae. The record is from the annotation of a GenBank genome assembly.